UACUUUAUAAUGGCACCAAAGAGGAACUUGCGACGUCAACCGAAGAAGGGAGUUAAGAAUGUGGAAAGUAAGAGACGCGGUGGUAGCACAGCAGCAGCACCCGACUCUAAGCGUAUACGUACUACUAGGAAGAAAUCCAAAUCUGAGACGGAAAGCACCAAACUUCGAGGGCACGUUCCACUUUCCUCUCCCCCAUCUGAUACGCCCAUCGAUGCUCCAAAGGAACGGAUGUUGCAGGAUGCCGAUAUAAAUAAAGGUAGGGCACAUUCAUUCGGGAAUCCAAUAGGGGCGAACAAAGUAAUUACAAGCGUCCUCACAAGUGAGCAGCUCGAAAAGUAUAGACAAACAUGUUUUGGACACUUACUUGACAUGAAGAACCUUCGGUUCUCUGGUCAGUUAGUGCAUCACCUGCUUUGCAGACAAGUUGAGUCCAACAAUCCAGAAGUACUGGAGUUUAACUUCGGCGGAUCUGCAGUACGGUUUACGAAGUGGGAAUUCGCACUCAUUAGUGGGUUAAAGUUUUGUAGGUACCCUUCGAUGUAUUAUUUGCAAAUUUCCAAAGGAAAUGAGCUGCGCACGAGGUUGCUAGAUGACAGGAGUGACUUGAAACCGCCCGAACUGGAACGACUAUUCAAGGAUACACUUUUUGUGGAUGAUUGGGAUGCUGUUAGAAUUGCGUUACUAUAUUUCUUAGUUCAUGGUGUACUCGGAAUGGAUCCGAAGGUUCAAAUAAAAAAAAAAUUCAUUGAUUUGGUUGCUGAUCUCGACGUAUUUAAUUCCUACCCUUGGGGCAUUCUGAGCUACAAGGAGACGAUCAACUCAUUCCACAAUGCAUUCCAGCUACGAGGACGAGGACGUGCAGUAAAGAAUAUAUCACAGUAUUAUGACCUAAAAGGUUUUCCAUUGGUGUUUCAGGUGUGGGGGUUUGAAGCAAUCCCUGAUUUUGGUAACCAAUUUGCCGACCGGUUGGAAACCCGUUGUCCGAGGAUCCUUGGAUGGCAUACUCCAAGGCAACCGAACCAUUUUGCUGUCCAUAAUUGGUUCUCCUCCAAUAGCAGUUAUGUUGUGCACUGGACGUUAGAUGCUACCGAUGAGGAGAAGACUAUGGAUUACUGGCGAACAAUAGCAGUUGACAUACAUGAAGUUCGCUACACGUCACCUCCAAUUGUAGCACCAAUAGUUGGCGCUAAAGAUGUUAGAGCUAAAGAUGCGUCCAAAGCUGGGGAGCAUUCUAGUGGCCCUCCAGAUUCUAAUUUCAGGCUUGCUUGCUUGGAGGCAAAAGUUGAUGAAUUAAAUAAAGAGAUGGCAGCGUUAAGGAAGAUGCUUAGUUCUGUUAUUGACCAACAAAAGCAUCAGGUAUCAUUUAGACAACUUAGUAUACUUUACUUUAGUGCUUCAGCAUUAUUAAAUUACAUAUUGUAAUUCAGCAAUUAUUUGUUGUUAGAGUUUGGGAACUGCAA
Molecule: messenger RNA, 1460 nt
Organism: Ziziphus jujuba (common jujube)
Lineage: Eukaryota; Viridiplantae; Streptophyta; Magnoliopsida; Rosales; Rhamnaceae
Exons: 5
Coding region: 10-1422 (470 amino acids)
Source: RefSeq, a predicted model, not a curated record